Molecule: messenger RNA, 1023 nt
Organism: Haemonchus placei
Lineage: Eukaryota; Metazoa; Nematoda; Chromadorea; Rhabditida; Trichostrongylidae
Source: the annotation of a GenBank genome assembly
AUGCCAUCACAAGAUCAUCAACCAAGCUUACUGAAAAAUGAAAAAUGGCUGCACAAACAGUCGUUAACCAGUUUUUAUAUAUGCUAUGUGAUGAGGAAGCGCGGAAAUUGGGCUGCUAAGAUGAUUCUGUUGAAGCAAUCUCAGCAUAAGUCCGAUAAUCAGGUACCUAAUCUUGACAAGUAUGAUGACUGCAGUCUUCAGAAGCAUCUUCUGGUACUGGUUUCCUUCAUGGACAAAUCACUUCAAGCUGAUCCACCUCACUUGAAGGCUUUCCAGAAUUAUUUAGUCGAGCUUGCUUCCUCUAUCGAGAAAGCCAAGGCUACUACGUCAAAGGAUCACAUUCAUAUGGCAAUGGGAGUUCUUUUCAAAUAUAGUGGUGCAUUGUUGGAUGUUCAAAAUGAUUCUGAUGAGAUCUCAUUCAUAUUGUAUUCGCUGGCCUAUCUUCACCUCUCUUCGGUCUCUUCAAGUAAUGUGGAGGUAUCAGCAUGGACCGCCUUACAUGCACUUGAAACAACAGCUGCUGUGUCCCAUUCCAAAAUCUCGGACAAUGUGCUUAGUGCUCUAUUGAACAGGGAUGAUUUAGCUGAGUACUGCGUGGACAGCAUCAUACCUACAGAAGGAGGAAUUCAAAGGCUCCAUGCAGGAGUGUAUAGGGAAGGAAUAGCGAAUUUCUCUGGCAUUCGAUCAACUAUUACAGUGAAGCAGAUAGAAAGUUUGUUCACUCUCUCUGCAAUACGGUCAUCAUGCCCGAUCAUCCUACGAUUGAUCGUGUGGAUGAUCGGGCAUGAUGACCGUAUUGCAGAGAUGUCUUUAUUCGAUAAGCUUUUAUCUCAUUCGACAAUUGGUAAGAAUAAGGAUUUUGUCCAUAGCAACCUGACCAGCGUUGAUGUGAAGGUGUUCCUCUUCACUUUGUCUCUGUGGAGUAACUCCAUCGACUGCCCUGCUCGAAUUCCGGGACGACUUCGUCUCCGUGGGAAUCAAACCAGUUGUUGGAAAGCUAUUUGUCAGUUAAUUAAUAAGUGA